AUGGACGCGGCGGAGCUUUCUCCAGCGCAGUGUGUGCUCCUGACUGUCCACCUGGCAUGCGAGGCCAACAUCAAAGCGCUGCACUCUUUCACGCCCACUCGCCUCGAUGCGCUGGAUCCCGAACUGGUCUUGCGAAUCCUCCUCACACACCUUCCCGAGGCCGUCGAUCCGCACGAGUAUACCAACUACGUCGAAGAAGUUGCGUCGCGCCUGUACGUCAACUUCGAACGAGUCGAUGUCGAAGUGAACGUGGCACCAGUCAAGGACAUCUCCGACGAGCAGGCUCAGAAACGUGUGAAGAAGCUACAUCUCUUGGAAAUCGCUGCGCCCAGCUUUCCUUCUGGCGCUCCCAAUGAUCUGUUGACCCGGUUCUUGUGCCACCGAGCUUACAGAAUCGAUGCCCAGACGGGCCUACUAAGCCUUGUUCCCGCAUUGAUUGAGCCCUUCCUGGACCGCAACGACUACAUCAGAACAUGGUAUAUCUCGGUCGUUCUACCUCUCCUUCGACUGGAGAUCGAAUACUAUCCCGAAGUCGAAGCGCUCGCCAUUUCACUCGCAGACUUCGAGCAGGUGUCUGGCAGGGAAGGAGUGGAUCUGUUACUGAGAAAGGCUGCAGAGGGCGACAAGAGCAAGAAUGAUGCGACGAAGUCUGUGCGAUCAUCUCUCGGUCGAGAUAUCAAGAGCCUCGUCGGGCCAUGGAUGUAUGGACACACAGAGCGGAAGCAGAGAAGGUCUGAGCGAGAUAGCGAUCUUGGAAACCAUAAGAGGAAUGUGGAGAAUGUGGCACAUCGUAUCCGGAAAAUAGGCCUCGCUGGUCUGACUGAGGACGACAAGACUGGUCACGACUGGGAGCAUUUGUACCGCUGGAUGGUCAAGCAAUCGACCGACAGGUUCACAUUGGUCGCCGAUGCCAUAGAGGAAUGGGAUGGACCCAGUGAUGUUGAUUUAGGAGGGUUUGAACACCACGGCAUUCAGUACCUGGACGAAGACCUACUGCGUAAACUCGAGGCACAGUACGCUCAAGCCGCUUUCGCGAGUUGCUAUUCAGCGCAGACCGACAGCCAGGAGACGGUGCGGGCUGCUCACGGCAUCCUCGCACGACUGGCUGAACUCUUAGACUUCAUACCUCCGCCUGACCUGGCAACUAGUGUCGACUCACUGCCUCGAAUAGAGCGCCACGCCACCAAGCUCGAUGAAUCACAGACAGUGGCCGAUCUCACGCCCGACGCACUCCUGCGCCCUGAACAUCCUCUCACAACUCCUAGAAUGGAGACCUACAUGCUACUGCAGAUGAUGGUGUAUAGCGCAUACCAAUUCGCUGGCCUGGGCUAUCCACUCUCGCUGGUGAAUGUAGCCAAGCUACAUUUCUACGCGAACGCUGAGGAGCAAUUGGAUGUAUUCAGAAGAAUAAUGCAUCACUUGUCCAAGACUGGCACACGCAAGGACGAGAAUCAGUGGAUAUCUGAUCGCGCCAAACUACUAUGGCUUUGGAAUUGGGGUAUCGAAAGCGACCCUGAGAGCCCUGACGAAGGCUCUGGAACCCUAGGCAAGAUUCGACGACAAGACUUUGAGCAAGAGAUGCUCAAGGUCUUCGUCGAAACAAGCUGUAAGUCCACCACUUCAUCCUUCUGACUGUUCAUCAUUACCCGGCGUGCUCGAUGUACUUUAUUUCUAAGUCUCAUCCUCAGACUUACUUUAUGCCAGUGAAAGAUGUAGAUCCUGCCGAGAACACGGAUGCACUUGGUGGGCUUGAUGAAAAAGAUCUCAAAUUUCCGUUCGUCGUUAGCGAAGGAGACCGGGAACGGAUAAAACCGCAAGGCAUCGCUGACGAGACCUGAACCACAGGCUACCAACUGGCGAUUAGAAUCUUUGUAUCCGGUUGUGCGCAGAGCGCUCUAGCCUCGAUCCCGGCCGAGAGGAUCAUACUCGAACAAGUCAUGGAAGCGUACGACAGCGCGAGCAACGGCAACAGAACACGAGGUGGAAUCAAGAAGGCCAACGACAUGUAUGAGAGUCCCUGGUGGAUUGGAUGGUUUCAGACUAACAGUUUCCAGCGUUUCUGCCUUUAAACCUCAUUUUCCCGACAGCGUCGGCUUCAAGCAGGCGGCUGCCCUUAUUGCAGCAACACAUGCUUUGUCCUUCUAUUCAUUGACACUACAGCACGGUGUUCCUUUCCAGCCGGUCAGCAUCCGUGUCAGCCAUGAUCCGCUUUCCCUGAUCAGCAAAUUACUUGAGCAGAACCCUCGAAGCUACACUAAGCUGGACGACCUGAUCGACAUUGCUCGCAAUCUUGUCUCUGCUGGGCUGGCCUGUGAGAACGAGGACGACGCGGGUGGCAGGGACGCGAAUGCGCAGGCCGAGAGACUGGCGCGGUGGAGAAAAGACGCCGAACGGCGUGUCACAUUCAUGGCUGUGGAAGCGUCUCUAAGAGAAGACGAUUUUGAGACGGCGUACUCGUACAUCGUGAGCAGAUUGACACCUGCAGGUUCAGACAUACAAGUAUCAAAAGAGCAACAAAGCGAGCGUCGAAAGUCGACGGAACGGGGGCACACCAAGCGUUCGAGCCGAACCAAGACGGACAUGCACGACGAUGAUAUCUCAUGGCGUGCCGCCUUCCUCGCGGGACGUUAUCGACCUUCCACCGAUUCUCCCACGCUUCGUCGUCUCGAACAGCGAACGGAAUUGCUAUCGCUUGCACUUCUGCUUGCACCGGUCUCAGCGCUGACCGAAAUCCUUGCGGCUUGGCGACGUUGCGAAGACGAGAUGACGGUCCUCGAACGUUCCCAGCAACAAGCAGAGAAAGAGUUUGACGAUCGUGCUGACAAGCGGCUGAGUGGAAGUUCUGCAUUGCCAGGAAAUUUCACCGUCAGUGGCGAGCAACCCGAAUUGAUCUUGAACCAAAAGCGUCGCGAGAUGGGGCGUAUGGGAGCCGCUACGAGAGGCAACGACGAUACGCCAUUGAGUAUGUUUGAUUUGACACGCAGUGCGGCCAAGAUGUUCAGUCAAAAUGCCUUUCCACUCCGUGGAGCAGCGGCGAGGUCUUCGGGAGAGCAGGAGCGGUCGACGUCGAUGCAAGAUAGUACUGGCAGUCUUGAUCGACCUAACAGCCCUGGAGGCGGAGAAGGGCAACAAAGAGUGAGAAAACGGGACUACGUAGCUAACGUGGCUGCCAAUAGCCUUGCUUCUGGACUUGGGUGGGUGUUGGGUGCCACGCCUGCCAGUCAGCAGGAGCAACAGUCGCGACAGGAUAGAUAG
Molecule: messenger RNA, 3255 nt
Organism: Lecanosticta acicola
Lineage: Eukaryota; Fungi; Ascomycota; Dothideomycetes; Mycosphaerellales; Mycosphaerellaceae
Source: the annotation of a GenBank genome assembly